This is a messenger RNA of Striga asiatica, 1482 nucleotides long. Lineage: Eukaryota; Viridiplantae; Streptophyta; Magnoliopsida; Lamiales; Orobanchaceae. The record is from the annotation of a GenBank genome assembly.
CUUCGUAAUAAUCCUCAAAUUAUCUUCGUCAUCCGCUCAACGGACACCACCCAAAAUAUUCCCCUUCACGAACUCCCAUUCUCCACACCUCGGCCGAGUAGCAAUGGCGCUCGCCGGUAGUUUGAGCCGGAUCUUCUGCAGCACGCCUCAGGGGGCGCCGUGCAUCCGCACCAUGCUCCUCCGGCCGCCGCUAAACCCUUUGUCUCCUCCGCGGCGAGCCUCGAAUUUCACCGUCUCCGCGAAGGUGUCGAGGACCGGAAAAUUCGACAGCAAGAACCGGAGAAACAGUCCUUUCACGACGACUAAGGAGGAAGAAGAAGAAAAAGAAGGGUCUUUAGGAGAGGAAGUGAACGGCGCCGACGAGUUUGGUGCCGCCGCCGUUGAUGAUGGAUUUGUCGUGCCGGAGCUUCCUGGGGAUAAGCCGGACUUCUGGGAAGGUCCCCAGUGGGACGCUCUAGGGUUUUUCGUUCAGUACAUGUGGGCUUUUGGCGUUGUUUUCGCGGUUAGUUCUGUGAUAAAAGAUUCUGGCCAUUAUGAAAGGUUAUAUGAGAGGAAGUAUGACGCUUCUGGUGGAAAAUGGAUAGCCAAGACUUUUGAGAAGAAGUUUAUCUCUGCUAAAGCUGCCGAGGCUCUUAUUUUAGUGACAAAGUUAGUUGCUUGUGGUGUAGCUGUGGCUACGUAUAACGAGGGAGCAACAGAUUUCAAAGAAACUCCCGCUUAUAAGGAAGCAAUACAAUCACGGGACCUUGAUGAAUUAGAUGAUGCUGCCACCUCAGAUGUCUUCGAGUCGAACCCAACAGAAGAAGCACCUAGCUUGGAGUAGAUUUUUUUUUCUAAAACAUUUUUUCUUCAACUUUUUUUAAAACAUAUUGUUGAAAGAAAUAUGUAUAGGCAUUGGAGUAUAUGUCUUCAAGCGUUCGCCUGUAGCCUUUUACCUUUCGAAAUUCUUCCGUGUGUAAUAUUCUUACUCUCCUUUUCAAACUAAUCAAUAUUUUGGAGAUGGGAUCCCUUUGGUUUCACAAGUUUUUCAGUUCGCGAUGUGUGUAUUCGUGUUCUUAGACAUUUGUUUGCCGCAUACUAAUAAGUUAUAACUCCCUCUUUGUUUUGUUAAGUUCUUCCCAUUUUCACUUUGUUUGCUAGCCCCUUUUGACUCUCGUGUGAUGGGUUUGUUUGGACUGUGGAUAAAAACAUGAGUUAUCUAACUAAAGGUUUUAACACUAGUUGUGACAUUGUUAUUGAGUAAAGCAGGGACUUUUUCAGUGGGCAUGAAGUUAUGAACCGAACCAUCUAAUUCUAGAUUCGUCAUUUUUCUAUAUUCGAGCAUGAUGAGCUGGCAUUAUACAAGCAACAGCUACAAUCAGCAUCAGCAUUAGCUUCGACAUGUGAUGUUUUGCCUUCAGACUCACUUCUGCACUUUGAUGUAAGCCGAUGCCUUUGAAAUUCGGUCUAUGAGUCAUAGUCACCAUUGGAGAAGAAGCUGGA